GCAGAAGAGGAGUUCACAUCAGCGGCAGAGAGCAGCGCGUGGACGGGUCCCGUUUGAAGCGACGAACCACACCCCGAAACACGAGUCUUAAACCCGGAUUAAAACCUCUAAACUGGACCAAAGACUGAACCAAACCCAAAGAUGGCUUCACGCGCGAGGGAAGAGUCUUGCUGAGCCACAGGUUGAAUGAUGAAGUUCGGGAAGAGCGUGUGCGUGCUGAACGUGGGGGGAACCCGUUACGCCUUCACCCGCGAAGUGAUUAGGGAUUUCCCUCUGAGGCGCGUGAGCCGUCUGCACGCGUGCGUCACCGAGAAAGAAGUCCUCGAGCUCUGUGAUGACUACGACCGGGACCGAAACGAGUUUUUCUUUGACCGUCACGCGCAGGCUUUCGUGUUCAUCAUGCUGUACGUGCGCUCUGGCAAACUCCGCUUCGUCCCCGGGAUCUGCGAGCUUUCCUUUUACUCCGAGAUGCUCUACUGGGGACUGGAGAGCGCGCAUCUGGACUCGUGCUGCCAAAAGCGCUUGGAUGACCGCAUGUCAGAGGUCGGACUGGACACUUUGUCUGUGUCCGGGGAAGAGCCACAGAGUCCGGGGGAGGCAGCGCUCACCGGCCGCGCCAGAUGGAUGGAGAAAAUGCGAAAAACAUUUGAAGAGCCCAACUCGUCUGUGGCGGCGCAGCUUUUGGCGACUAUCUCUGUGAUUUUUGUCAUUAUUUCUAUGGUUAUGCUUUGUGCCAGCACUUUACCGGACUGGGACACGGCGAAGAGGAACACCGUAGAGGAGCACAGGAUCGUGGAGGCCGUUUGCAUCGGUUGGUUCACCGCUGAGUGCAUUGUGCGGUUUCUAGUCGCUCGGAGCAAGUGGGAUUUCCUUCGUCGUCCUCUGAACAUCAUCGAUGUCAUUGCUAUCACCCCGUACUACGUCACCAUGGCAUUAGCCGGAGCGGGAAUGCCAGGGGCCGGACUCGGAGUAGCCGGAAUCAUCUUACGAAUUUUACGAAUGAUGCGGGUAUUUUGGCUAAUGAAGCUAGCUCGGCACUUCCUGGGCCUGCAAACUCUUGGGCUAACGCUACGCCGAUGCUACCGGGAAAUGGUGAUGCUGAUGGUUUUCGUGUUCGUUGCCAUGGCGAUUUACAGCGCGCUAGCCCAGUUGCUAGAGCACGGUCUGGACAAGGAAUCACCGAAUAGCGAUUAUGCUAGCAUUCCGGCAGCGGCGUGGUGGGUGAUCAUCUCCAUGACGACGGUUGGGUACGGGGAUGUGUACCCGAUAACGAUUGCGGGACGGGUGCUAGGAGGGUUUUGCGUGGUUAGCGGGAUAGUCCUGCUAGCAUUACCCAUAACAUUUAUCUACCACAGUUUUGUACAGUGUUACCAUGAACUGAAACUUCGCUCAGCCCGAUACGCUCGCAGUCUGGUUGCCGUGGAGAUAACGCAGUGAGAUUUUACAAACUUUACAAAGUAGAACACAAUGAGGACCUCCAUUUUUACCCCUGCUCUGUCCCUUUAUCUGUACAGCAUAAGACGACUCUACUGUGUAUUCAGAUAAGAUGUCUGUGUAAUCCCUCGGUCGUCCAGGUAUGACCC
Messenger RNA from Periophthalmus magnuspinnatus, 1583 nucleotides. It is a transcript of the gene kcng3, whose product is annotated as potassium voltage-gated channel, subfamily G, member 3. Gene Ontology annotation, biological process: potassium ion transmembrane transport; protein homooligomerization. Gene Ontology annotation, cellular component: voltage-gated potassium channel complex; membrane. Lineage: Eukaryota; Metazoa; Chordata; Actinopteri; Gobiiformes; Gobiidae. The transcript has 2 exons. The record is from RefSeq and is a predicted model, not a curated record. Gene Ontology annotation, molecular function: protein binding; delayed rectifier potassium channel activity. Bases 187 to 1437 code for a protein of 416 amino acids.